CUAGGUUCCUCGUCCGCCUAAAUCAUCUGUGGGCAUUGGUUAUGUUGUCAUGUCCCGCCUACUGGCCGGUCUGCGGACUUCACACAGGCAGUUGUGUGUUUCAUAAAAAUGCACUCUGAUGCGGCAAGUAAGUAGCUAUAGUUGUUGCUUUUGGUGUAUUUUACGCGCAGUAGGAUAGGCUCCACGUAUUGAUAACUUACGUAACAGCGACCGGAUCUAUUGCAUUAUCUGUUUACUUUUAGAUUUAGCUGUUAAUCGAGUGUCUAAUAAAUGUAUGCGCAGACUAUCUGUCUAUUGCCAUUCUCUUUGUAUUUCCAAGUGUUAUCUUGAGGCGCAACAAAGGGACUGUGUACUGUUUUAUUGCUGAAGGUACGCACUUUUUGUUGACUUAUUGUUAGGACAGCUAACGUUGCAAAGGCUACUAUUCGGUUGAAUUCAUCUGCUAAAUAUAUCAUUAUUGUUGACCUAUUAUACUGCUAUUUUAUCUCUUAUUUACGGACGGGAAUGCAGUGCUACUGCAAAGCAAGUUACACUUGGAACAAUGUUGUGUAGGCUAAAUAGGUCAGUUUUCCAGUCAACUACGGAAAAUUACAGAGGAUGAAAAUUGUGACGCAGUUCUAUAAAAUAUAUUUCUAUGCUUGCUGCAAUAGAGCUGUCUGACUGCGCGUCAUUUACAUCAACUGUUGCAAGAAAACCAUAAGAUACUUGCAUGCACUAUUCCAUAGGAUGUAACAUUUUUGUAACAAUAUAAUAUGCAUUCAUCAAUUGGGGUGAGUGUCGGGAGAGGGGUGUAGAAUGAAAUCUUAAUUUCUGAGGCCGGGAAUUGUAGUCUAAUUCCACUCCAGUGAUCAAGAUCUUAGAACCUUGAUCCAGGAAAUGGACUACAACAACCAUAAUGUCUCCAUCUACUCUCAAGAUACUUUGUAAACUCUGUGCAAGUUGUGCGUAUGUACUGCUAUUUUAGGUAGUCUAUGCAGUUAGUGCUAUGAUGAAGUUCUGCCUUUCGUUGAUCUGCCUGUGUGAGCGUUUUGACUAUGGAAACUGAUUAAAAGCGAAACUGACACUUCUUGAACGCAGAUGAGGUGACUAGAUUUUUUCUUGUAUAGGCCAUGUCGGCGUAGUGUUGAAUCAUAAUCGACCACUCUACUUUUUGUCUGGGAUUCUGUGAACCCAGUUACAUUUGAAUACAAUCCUCCUUAUCUGUCAGCCCUGCUCAUGAUCUGACUGUAGACUACUGUAUUAUAUUACUGUAUUUUAUUGUAUCUAGCUACAGUCCUUCAUACCUCUUUCUGGUUGGUAUUAGACGUACUGUGAGAGAACGAUUAUAACUGCUCAGCAUAAAAAAUACAUAUUUUAUUAUCAAUCCCAUCAUGACAAAAGGCUUUGAUUAUGUGCAGUUAUGGCUGUUUGACGUCACUAUUUCAUCAUCCCAACUAUUUUGAUGCAAAUAGUGAAGGUGAUUAAGAUGGUUGCAUUCCUAUUGGUUGAAUGCAAAGAUGUGACCCCCAUGACAGAGGGAGGAGCAUGAUGAUGUAGGCAGGCUGUGGGUAGCAGAUGGUGAGUUCUCCCUGCUAUCAGUGCCCUGGGAAACCUAUGAUUCUGUGAGAAGGUUAUGUUUCUGUGAGAAGCAGAUAUUUGUUUCAUAUUGCAUAUUGUUACAUGUUACAUGUACUGUUGCGUAUCUGUUCCAUAUCUAAUGUAUGUGCUGUGCUGUAGUGGUGUUACAUUUAGAGAUGUGCUGAAAUGUACUUUUCCCCCUUUAGAUUUUCAGCUGAACUCCCAUUUUUCUACGCUGGCCAGCAUCCACAAAAUCUACCACACCCUGCACAGGCUGGUAAAAGCAUUUUGCCCACAUACUAUUAUGUGUUUUUCAUGUGUCAUAUGAGUACCUGCCACCUGUUCCAACUGUUUACUUUAUGGAGUUACUCUGGCAAAACGCUAAGAAUUUGAUCACGGACAUUUAACCCUAUGUACAAAUGAAUCCUAGUUAUUAAUGAGUUAUAGACAUGGAUUAAUGUUCUAUUCUUGGAUGGAUACUUAAAGGGAUUAAUUCAUCCUUCCUCUCAUCCUAUCUUCUCUCCUCCCUCUCUCUCUGAAAUAAUAACUGCAUCUCUAAAGGUUACAAGCUUGAGGAAAUGAGAGAGCAUGGCUUCCCACACACCCUUUCCUUGCUCACUGCAUGCGAACGUUGGUGCUGCUGUGUGUGCGUGCAUGUGUCUCUUGGUGGGGGUUGCCUAAUACAGUGCCAUUUAUCUCUCCCCUCAGAACCUGACGGAGGACGUUGGACAGGACGGUCACUCCACAGGUACCGACCAUGCCUGCAUCUAAUGCAGACUUACAUGACACUUACUAGCUCGGUUUCCAUCCAAUUACACUUACAUCUAAAAAUCUGCAUAAACACAAUAUUAGCAAUUUCUCACCACAGAUGUGUUUCCAUCAAAUGGAUAAAAGGCUGUGCGUGAUGACAUAGUGCACAUAAAAAUAACUUUUGCUGUUAAAGUCCCAUGUACCGAAAAAAAAAAAGAAGGGUUUCUAUCGCAUUUUAAACUCUACUGAUGGUUUUGUCACACAACGUUUUUUUGUUCAUAUAGCGAAUGAUCCCACUCUGGUCUUGGCAAAUUCUCUCUAGCCAACAGCUCGCAGAUACAGUGUGGGUAUAGCCUACAUGAUGAGAUUAUUAAGGACAAAAAGAGCAAGAUUAUAUUUAUUUGUCAAAUGGCAGCCAAGCAUCGAUCAUCAUGUCACCAGAAUAAGACCUUCGAUACUUUCACCACCCUGUGAAGUUAAUCAUAAUUUAUUUAAUCUGUAGCCUAAUGAACUGCAUGCUUUCCCGAGUCAUAGUGGGAGGACCACACAACAUAUCAUCGCGUGACUCCAAGUUUACUUCGAUAUGAUGGUUAUUUGCACAUAAAGGCAUUUCCACCGCCAUUUCUCACAUAAUACAUUUUACCGACACAAAAAGAUCCCACCUUUUCUAGCGUAUUUUGUUUUGUCGACAUUUGGAAAGUUUACCGACAAAUUUGCUAUUUCCAUCAGGCCUGUCGUGACAUUUCUUAUCUGACAUGUACUUUACUUGCAUAAAAAGGUAGGAUGGAAAGCUGGUUACUGAUCUCUAUAUCUCUCUCCUAACUCUCUCUCUCUCUCUUGUUUCUCUCAGCCUGCUGCUCCAGAACCAUGCCUCCUAGGAAAAAGAGGAGACCCACUACUGGAGAUGAACUGUCAGCCAAGAAGAGUCGCCAGGACAGGUACUACCAACCUGCUACACCAACGAAUGCAUCAGUUAGAUCAGUUAUUACACAAUAAGAGAAGAGUCUUAUUCAGAUUCACUGUUCACUAAUCACUCGUGGACAGACUACGUGACGUCUGUCAAAAGACUGGGAUGUGAUGACUAACACCUCGAUCACACCGACAGUCAUUGCAUUUUGGAACACCAGAAGUACAUUCAUUUCCAAUGGAACGCUGCGUUUGCCUUGCGGCAUUGCGUUGCAGAUGCAGCUGCAGUGCGUUCUGUGUGGUGUAUACGUUGGAUAUAUCCAACGUAUGCAUCAAAAUGUAUGCGUAGACUUGAAAGAAAUAGUAGCAAAAGGUGAAUGUUGAACUUUUGUUGCACACAUAUCCAGUAAACAUUUUGGAUUACAUAAUGAAAAGGUUUGACUGAAUAAUUUAUUACGCAGCAUUGAUGCAAGGACGCUGUCAGUCUGACCGAGGCGUAACCAGUAACAGUUGUUUGUGUGCACAGGUCUUUCAUCACUGGUUAUUUGAACAAGUCUUGAUUUAGCGGGUGUGCACGUCUUUCGAAAUUCGGAAGGGGAGGGUACAUUUGACCCAUAGCCUUGCCUGAAACUUGCAGAGAGAGGGGGGUGGAGCUACCGCCCUGCUUUUGCACCUCAUUCUAGUAUCUUUUCUCAUACAUCUCCCCCCAGAACCUAAUCGAGUAUCUAAUGCAAAUGCGCACCAUUUUUGUUCUAGAUUUUAACUGUUCACUGAAACAGUAUGCAUGCAUGAUGACAAGUGAUUUCUCUCCCCAGUGGAUUUGCAUACAUCAUUGUCAUAUCAGAAAUUCAAAAGAGCAGCAAGAUGACUUUUCCUCACAUAGCUCAUCCAAUAGUUAUCUGUCAGGAUGAACCUUUUUCUACAGCGUAGUGUGUGAUAUGCUCCCAGACGGUAGGAUUUUAGGCCACACAAUGUAUUCCCAGCACCCACAGUAAUGGGUGAAAUAUGCUGUGUGUGCAGUUCCGUAGAUUGUGUCUGAAAUGGUCUUUUUCGAAAUGCAGUGUUUUUAGAAAACAUGAGGCACCACAAAUCCGAGAGGAAGAGACCUUCUCCAGUAAAAGAUGUCUGGAGUGGUUCUAUGAGUACGCAGGUGAGACACAAGGUUUGUAAAUAUAAAUUUCCCAAUUCCUCUAUCAGUUUAUAUAAGCACACUGACCAUAAUGGUGUAAAUACCUUCUCUGUUACCCUUAGAUUUGGGUUUUCAUAGUUGAAUUGUACUGUGUGAGAAAGCUGUGAAUCAGGCAUCAUUGAUUGCUUCAUAAAGGAUGUCUCUUGCUUUAUGAAAUAAUGUCAUAGAUUAAUGUUUUGUGUUUGUCACCUGCAGGUGGGAUAGGGUCAUAGAGAAUUGUUACGUAUGUAUGUACGCAUUGUGAUUGUAAUUUUUGCUGUGAUGUCAGAAUACUUUGUUACCUCUUCUAUGUCAUAUAAUUCUAUGACAUCAUAACAAUAGCGAUUAUAAUCAUAGUUUUCGUGAUGUGAUGUCAUAAUAGGGAAUGCUUUGACCUCCGGAUUAUGACAUCACACCAUGUAAAUAGAAUAGAAUCUAUGGUUGUGAUGUCAUAGCAUUGUUGUGUCUGUGGCAUACUAUGCUGUCAUAAUAUCAGAGAUUAAUCCUAUGUGUUUGUUUCUGGUAGGAGUGGAUGAUGUCAUAUAUAAUGGCUCUGUAUAUAUAUGUGUGUGUAUCUUUGAUAGGCUGUGAUGAUGUUGUGGGGCCAGAGGGAAUGGAGAAGUUCUGUGAAGACAUUGGAGUGGAACCAGAGAAUGUAAGGAUUGCUAGUCAUGUCUAUGUAGAUGGGUGACAUUUAUAAUCCAUCCACAUGUGCAUGCACUUUGUUUGUUAUAGUUGGGGACAACUCCAUUAUUCAGAGAUGGCACAAAGAUUAAAAUGACUCAUUGAAAAGUAAACAUCUCAAGCAUUUCAAUGUAUUAUAGUAUGUGAGUGUAUGCUGUUCUUUGUGAACAGGUGGUGAUGCUGGUUUUGGCCUGGAAGCUGGAUGCCCAGAGUAUGGGCUACUUCACCCUACAGGAAUGGUUGAAAGGCAUGGGCUCCCUGCAGUAAGUCUCUGCUCUCAGUUUGUGUGUGUUUUACUGUAUGUGUGUUCUGUGUGUCUGUCCCUACAGUUUAUCAGUAGGGACAGUCUAAGGCACUGCAUCGCAGUGCUAACUGUGCCACUAGAGAUCCUGGUUCGAAUCCAGGCUCUGUCGCAGCCGGCCGCGACCGGGAGACUCAUGGGCGGCGCACAAUUGGCCCAGCGUCGUCUAGGGUAGGGGAGGGAAUGGCCGGCAGGGAUGUAGCUCAGUUGAUAGAGCAUGGCGUUUGCAACGCCAGGGUUGUGGGUUCGAUUCCCACGGGGGGCCAGUAUAAAAAAAAUAUGUAAUCACUAACUGUAAGUCGCUCUGGAUAAGAGCGUCUGCUAAAUGACUAAAAUGUAAAUGUAAAUGUUUAUGUCCAUUCCUAGCUGUGCCAUGUACAACAUGGUGCUGACCCCAGACUGGGGAUAAAGUCUGCCUCUGUCUGUAUAGUCUACUUUAUAUUCAACUCUGUUUAUAGUCUACAGUCUACACUCUGACAGCUGGGACUCUAGUCUGUCUCUAACGUGUCUCUCUGGCGUUGUCAGGUGUGACUCCACAGAGAGGCUGAGAAACUCCCUGGACUACCUGAGGUCUGUCCUAAACGACACCACCAACUUUAAGCUCAUUUACAGAUACGCCUUCGAUUUUGCUCGGGUGAGUGAAGCAAAGCCGCAUCUGCAGUAUUCUCACUAGAUUUCCUCUGACUGGGAUAUUUAUUCCCCUGGGAUAUUUAUUUUGACUGGUAUAUUUAUUUGUUGAUGUUUAGAUUCAACACACGACAGAUGAUAAAUGAAACUAUUACCGUUUAUAGAAAUAAACACAAAAAAGGAUCAGUGACGUCAGGUAGGAAAGUAAAGCUGUGCUGUCAGCGCUCAGCUUAGUUUUGAGUGUGUCAAGAUAAUUUUCUUGUUCGCCUUGCAUGGCUGAAGCUCUUAUCAUGAGUACUGCUUGUUCUAUAGAGUCAGUCAUAUUUGACCCCUGACCUCUGAGACAUCUGUUAGGGCUCUAUUCAAUCUGUAAAGCUGAAGCGUUACAGAUUCCGCUAAGUAAAUUUGAAGGUAAUUUCCGAUUUGAGCCGACAUGUGCAGCGUUUACAGUGAAGGCAGUCUCCACUAAAGCGGGAACAUUGCCUUUAAAUUGAAAUCAAGCUGUAAAGCUGAAUUUAUGCAAUGCGGAUUGAAUAGAGACCUUUAAUUUCUGAUUUUGUAGGAAAAGGACCAGAGGAGUUUAGACCUGAACACAGCCAAGUGCAUGCUGGGGCUUCUCCUGGGGAAGACGUGGCCACUGUUUCCUGUGUUUAAUCAGUUUUUAGAGGUAUGGUGUCUAACUAACCCGUGUAACCUUCAACUUGAUAUAGUGACGAAACCGUGUCAAACUAUAGUGUAUACUAUGUAUUGACUGCCUGUCCUGUCCGUGUCUGUCCUUCAGCAAUCCAAGUAUAAGGUUAUCAACAAAGACCAGUGGUGCAACGUUCUAGAGUUCAGCAGGACAAUCAACCUAGACCUCAGUAACUAUGACGAGGAUGGAGCCUGUAAGUGGACACAUACAAAAACUAAUACACAAACACUCAUUCCGUAAGUGGUACAGGGGAUCAGUGCUCUAACGUUAUUGUUCUUUUCUCUUCUUUUGUCAGGGCCAGUUUUGUUGGAUGAGUUUGUGGAAUGGUACAAAGAAAGAGAGAUGUCAUAGCAUUAGGUACACUGCAACAAAACCACAUUAUAAUACAACGGCGAUGACAUAAACGGCUAUGAGAACUAAAAACAAACAAUACAAAAUGGGAGAGGUGCUUGUCAGUGAUGACAGGUGGUGCAUCCAGGUAAUGAUAGUGAUGUGGUUGGGGGGGGGUAGGUGCAAGCUGCUCUGGCGAGAUUAGGAUGUAGGUCACCAACCCUCUCCAGGUAAUGAUCCCUACCCAUGUUACAUUGUGGGUAAGCUCACGGCGAGCCCCCGUGGUGUUGCGCCCCCUCACUGUGAUGUGUCAUAUUGCUGUGUGUUAGGAUAAGGUGUUCUCUUGAGUGGCUAAAUGGUUUUGAGAGAGAUCCACUCUUGAACCCUUCACUCCCCUUAGGAGGAAUAAAACAAACUAAAUCCCUCCAUUUUGAAUGGUCGGUCUAAGUCUUAAAAACAAGGUCAUUUUGACCUGGACACAUUUGAAUAUUGCAUAUCCGUGCUUUGAACUUGAUCUGUACUUGUCUCUUUAUAACCUAAAGAACCCAUUGUUUCUAUCAGUUUUGUCCUGUUUGGGUUGAAUUGGAAUUCUUGAAGAAGCACACUGUGUCAAAUGGCUGAGUGUUACAGUAGUUGAUCUUUUAGUCAUGGUCAUUAAAGCUGUUGUUACAGGUGGAUGAUGACACCUGUACAGUUUACUGUGAUUAAGUAAUUUGUGCCAGUGACUUUUGAGCCCCUUUUUUCAUCCGUAUUCUUACUGUGAUACCAGCCUGUGCUAAAGCUUUGUAGCCCCCUGUGAAGCCUUCAGAUUACCUCAUACCACAACAACAACUAACCAAUCAGCAGUGCUGCUUAUUAACUCUUAUUACAGUGCAGUGGUCAGACGUUAGUGGACUGGCCAGCAUUCAUUGGUUAUGUGACCAAUCUAUGUUUCUAAGCUGUAGGUUUUUAAGAGUAUUUUCUGUGCCUCUUAACAAUUUAUGGAAGUCACUUUACUUGCUCAAAACACAUACAUGAGAUACACACACACACACACACACACACACACACACACACACACAGUGGUCAGGGAUAAGUUCAGGAUGAAAUUAGACUGUUUGGCCUAAGUUGCAAGUUAAAAUAGAGGUACAUUUCUAUUUUAUCUUCAUAUCUGGCAUAUAGCUUUGGUCUUGUCUUCUGUUAUGUCCACUGAUCAUAUCCAGUUUCAUCCAUAUUACUAACGAGCCUCUCUCUCUCCCCAGUACUUACAGUGUUAUAAUUGGAAGACCGUUUAAGGCCUUUGAGGAAUAGGUUGUGUAGGGUAGGCAGGCUGUAUUAAGGGGAAAUCCAAUCCCAGCAUGCAUGCAUUGCCAUGUAUCAUUCAAGAGGUCUCAAAACCAUGGACACUGAAGGGUUAGAAAUUAGAACCCUGUGGUGAUGCUAUGGUGUUCUUUUUGCCUAGCGUAGGGCUAAUGUUCUUGUAACACAUGUAAACUUUUGUCUCUAGCUGUGAUGUGACGCUCAAUUGUCAUGAGAGUGAAACUUUGCAUGCACGCUCUCCAUCAGAGCCAUCUGUGAAUGGAUGAGAUUUUUGAAUACUUGUUUUAUUGUUGUUUUUGUACAGGAAUUUGUGCAAGUGUUUUUGUGCUUCAUUUGAUAUCCUCGGUCAUGUUGUCUUAACGCUUUAUAAAAACUAUGACUGUGUAUAUUCAGAGCUGAAACACACAUGCAACCUCAUUUGGGGAAGAGGAGUUCCAUCCUGCAUUUGCCCAACCACUCCCUUCUAACACACAUACACA
Coregonus sp. 'balchen' is the source of this 8792-nucleotide messenger RNA. Lineage: Eukaryota; Metazoa; Chordata; Actinopteri; Salmoniformes; Salmonidae. The record is from the annotation of a GenBank genome assembly.